UCUCUCCUCUCGCUGCUCGCUGGCUCAUGCAUGCCCUCCUUCCGUAGCCUAAUGCGGCUGAGCUAAAGAGAGCAGCAAAAAGAUAAAAGGAUUGAGAAAUUAAAAAAAAAAAAAAAAAAAGAACAGCAGAGGGCGAUUUUAGCUGAGCAUUUGCGGAGACGUGGGAUGGAAAUGCAUCCGGGUUCUUUAUUCAUAAACCCUCAUGAGCUCUACUAUCUGAGAAUGCAAAGAAGCAGAGACAGGAUGGAGAGGAAGAACAUGGAUGAGCAGAAUCAGUGUCAGAGGAAGUUGAGGGUGUGUGUGGCCACAUGCAACAGAGCCGACUACUCCAAGCUGGCACCCAUCAUGUGUGGGAUCAAAUCCCACCCCGACGAGUUUGAACUGGAAGUCGUGGUGCUCGGCUCUCACCUCAUCGAUGACUACGGAAACACUUUUCGUAUGAUCGAGCAGGAUGACUUUGACAUCAGCUCCAAGCUUCACACCAUUGUGAGAGGAGAGGAUGAGGCAGCCAUGGUGGAGAGCGUUGGUCUGGCACUUGUCAAACUCCCUGAUGUCCUGCAGAGGCUGCGCCCUGACAUCCUGGUCGUCCACGGCGACCGCUUUGACGCGCUGGCUCUGGCAACCGCUGCAGCGCUGAUGAACAUUAGAAUACUUCACCUGGAGGGAGGAGAGGUGAGCGGUACGAUCGAUGACUCCAUCCGCCAUGCCAUCAGUAAACUGGCCCAUUACCACGCCUGCUGCACACGCACGGCAGAGCAGCACCUCAUCGCCAUGUGUGAGGACCACUCUCGCAUCCUGCUGGCCGGCUGCCCUUCAUAUGACAAGCUGCUGUCCACUAGUCGUCGAGAGGACUACAUGGAUGUGAUCAAGAGCUGGCUGGGGGACAACGUGCAGGAUCAUGACUACAUAGUGGCUUUACAGCAUCCAGUUACCACUGACAUCCAGCACUCCAUCAAGAUCUAUGGUCUGAUGCUGGACGCUCUGAUCUCCUUUAACAAAAAGACCCUCAUCCUCUUCCCCAACAUUGAUGCAGGAAGUAAAGAAAUGGUGCGAGUGAUGCGAAAGAAGGGCAUCGAGCAGCACCCAAACUUUCGGGCAGUGAAGCACAUUCCCUUCGAGCAGUUCAUCCAGCUGGUGUGCCACGCCGGCUGCAUGAUCGGAAACAGCAGCUGUGGGGUACGAGAGGCCGGGGCCUUUGGCACACCUGUCAUCAACCUGGGGUCACGACAAACUGGCAGAGAAACGGGUGAAAAUGUUCUUCAUGUGAGAGAUGCCGACUCUCAGAAUAAGAUCUACCACGCUCUGGAGCUACAGUUUGGGAAGAGAUACCCCUGCUCUAAGAUUUAUGGUGACGGCAACGCAGUGCCUCGAAUUCUGAAGUUUUUGCGAACCAUUGACCUGGACGAGCCCCUCCAGAAGACAUUCUGUUUCCCCCCCGUGAAAGAAUCCAUCUCCCAGGACAUCGACCACAUCCUGGAGACGCAGACGGCUCUGGCUGUCGACCUGGGAGGGACCAACCUCAGAGUGGCCAUCGUCUGUCAGAGGGGUAGGAUCUUGAAAAAGUACGUGCAGCCCAAUCCAAAGACCUUCCAGGCCAGGAUGAAGCUCUUAUUAAAGCUCUGUGCAGAUGCCACUCGAGACGCUGUCGGCCUCAACUGUAGAUUACUGGGUGUUGGUGUGUCCACAGGCGGGCGGGUGAACCCACAGGAGGGCGUAGUGCUUCACUCCACCAAGCUGAUCCAGGAGUGGUCCUCGGUGGACCUGAGAACACCCAUCUCAGACGCUCUGCACCUUCCUGUCUGGGUCGACAACGACGGCAACUGUGCCGCUCUGGCUGAGAAGAAGUUUGGUCAAGGCAAGGGGGUGGAGAACUUUGUCACCGUCAUCACAGGAACAGGUAUUGGAGGAGGGAUCAUCCAUCAGAACGAGCUGGUCCACGGCAGUACGUUCUGCGCUGCAGAGCUGGGUCACAUCGUGGUCUCACUGGACGGCCCCGAAUGUUCCUGUGGCAGCAGAGGAUGUGUGGAGGCCUUCGCGUCCGGCAUGGCUCUGCAGAGAGAGGCCAAAAGGCUGCACGAUGAGGAGCAGCUGAAGGUGGAGGGGAUGGAUAUGAAGCUGGCUGAGCCAAUCACGGCUGCACACCUCAUCAGUGCAGCCAAACUGGGGAACUCCAGAGCUGAGGCUGUUCUCAACAAAGCCUCCACAGCGUUGGGUAUGGGCAUCGUGAACAUCCUCCACAUGAUGAACCCCUCUAUGGUGAUUCUGUCAGGGAUCUUGGCCUCUUACUACCAGGCCCCGGUGCAGAACAUCAUCUUGGAGAAAGCCCUCGUCUCGGCCCAGAACAUCAAGGUGGUCGAGUCUCACUUGGAGGAGCCCGCUUUACUCGGAGCAGCCAGCAUGGUGUUAGACUAUGCAACAAGGAGGAUAUAUUGAAGAUUUUAAGUUCUCAUUUCCUAAACAGAGCUACAUACAGGAGGACUGCACAGCUUUAAAAAAAAAAGACCCUGCAGUGCUCAGAUACAUAAGCAUGUGUAAGGGAAACUCUUUGAAGGCUUCAGUCACAAUACGUUCAAACUAUUAUGUGCCACGAGUUCAAUACAUUUUUAAAAUGUAUAGAUGAACAGAUGUUGCCGGGUAUCUAGCCUGCGAUACAUCUUCUGCAAAGUGGGUCCAAUGCAGGGACCAGAUAUCCCACCACCCUUUUUUUUCGCUCCCCAUGUUGUCAAAGUGAAAUUCUGAGAAAUUCACCUCAAACAGAAAUACUCAGCCCACAGAGGGACUCUCACGCUCUGCUUGUUUCGUCAUGCAGGACGAAGAAGCUCAUUUAAUACGUGACCAAAAUAUUUCUGAAACAUUCUUCUGAAGCUUCCCUGAAAAUCUUUUUGUUUUACUCUCCUCUUUAAAUUUGUUAUUCUCAACCUUGGGAUGAGAGUUUCUGUUAAGAUGUUACAUUUCCAUGUCUUGUUAUUGGUUAAAUUAUUUGAGGUGUCUGGAGGGGAAAUUAAGAUGGAGUCUUAAAGGCUUUAUAGGUAAUUUAAGGAAAUAAGUUAAAGGACUUCUCUGAAAUAAAGAAAUGUCACAAGCUGCUACGGAAUAAAGAGGACUGAUUCACAUUAUGUUUUUGACAUAUUAUUUACCACAGUCCUUAUGAUUUCUGUUUUUUCAUGCCUUCUUGGGAAAUGCUUUAUGUGAAAAGAAUGAUGUGCUUUAUGUGUAUGUAUACUUAACUGUUGUAUACAUGACAUGCUUAUUGUUAAUUUUAAAACUUUUUUUUUAAUGUGGUUUCUGUCCAGAUAAAUAAAACGUAGUGUUUUCGACCUA
Labrus bergylta (ballan wrasse) is the source of this 3321-nucleotide messenger RNA. It is a transcript of the gene gne, whose product is annotated as glucosamine (UDP-N-acetyl)-2-epimerase/N-acetylmannosamine kinase. Gene Ontology annotation, biological process: UDP-N-acetylglucosamine metabolic process. The record is from RefSeq and is a predicted model, not a curated record. Lineage: Eukaryota; Metazoa; Chordata; Actinopteri; Labriformes; Labridae. Gene Ontology annotation, molecular function: N-acylmannosamine kinase activity; hydrolase activity, hydrolyzing O-glycosyl compounds; UDP-N-acetylglucosamine 2-epimerase activity.